Messenger RNA from Acanthocheilonema viteae, 309 nucleotides. Lineage: Eukaryota; Metazoa; Nematoda; Chromadorea; Rhabditida; Onchocercidae. The record is from the annotation of a GenBank genome assembly.
AUGGUUAUGGUUGAUAGUUUGAAUUGUCGUGUUCAAUAUGUGGAUGAUUCGGAUCCAUUUACAACAACAUCAUGCUCACAUUUGGAACCAAAUCGUCCUAUUAUGUAUAACUUUUUACUUCAUCAACCGAUCGGUGAACAAUUACCGGAAAUUAUUCGUAUACUUCGAGCACCACAUAAGCCAAACAAUGCCGCACUACAAAUAUACAAGUAUGAAGGUAGCGUUGGUGAUUAUGGUUCAUAUUUGGAUUCUGAGAUGACAUUGAUGGAACAGGAAGAUGAACUGGAAAUCCUCAAAGCUGAUCCGUAA